This is a messenger RNA of Drosophila santomea, 414 nucleotides long. RefSeq names its product acanthoscurrin-1. The coding region runs from base 1 to 414 and encodes 137 amino acids. The transcript has 2 exons. NCBI's taxonomy places the organism in Eukaryota, Metazoa, Arthropoda, Insecta, Diptera, Drosophilidae. The record is from RefSeq and is a predicted model, not a curated record.
AUGGUCAAGAUUAGCUGUUCGCUGGUAGUGCUCCUUUCGCUUUGCGCUUGUUCAUACGCUCAAUAUGAAUAUCCGCAGCAGCGGCCUUCGCCCGAAACUGGAGCUCAGCCUACUGGAGGCCAAGUAGACAAUCGCAUUCUUGGAAAUCUCCUCGGUGGAGGAGGAGGACUCCUUGGAGGAGGCGGUGGCGGUGGAGUACUAUUCGGCAAUUUGUUAGGCGGCCUUUUGGGUGGCAAUCGUCCGCAACCCCAGCCCUACCCAGUGCCAGUUCCCGCAUAUGGGGGCGGAUUCGGCGGUGGAUACCCAAUUGGAGGAGGCGGAUAUACGGGCGGUCUUCCUGGUGGUUAUCCAGGUGGCUUUGGCGGAGGCUUCGGUGGCGGCUAUGGCAAUCCAUACGGUGGAUAUUAUGGCUAA